Messenger RNA from Anopheles nili, 4410 nucleotides. RefSeq lists its product as uncharacterized. Gene Ontology annotation, molecular function: ATP binding; calcium-dependent protein serine/threonine kinase activity; calmodulin binding. Gene Ontology annotation, biological process: intracellular signal transduction; protein autophosphorylation; peptidyl-serine phosphorylation. Gene Ontology annotation, cellular component: cytoplasm; nucleus. The transcript has 5 exons. The record is from RefSeq and is a predicted model, not a curated record. The coding region runs from base 1 to 4410 and encodes 1469 amino acids. Lineage: Eukaryota; Metazoa; Arthropoda; Insecta; Diptera; Culicidae.
AUGGUCGAACGCAUCGUCGAGGAGGGUUUCGACGUGAACUCCGACUCAACACGCAAAGCGGAUGUCGCACGGUACAGCAGCGAGGAGGUGUCCGGCAACGAGUCGAUCGAGGCACGCAUGCUAUCCGAAGCUGAACGGCAGGCCGACUUCAACCGGCACAAGGAGGAGAUGAAGCGCAAGCGGCGCCGAAAGAAACGCGCCAGUUCAUCGAUGCAGUCGUCAUGCUUUCAAGAACUGUACAAGCUGACCGGCGAAGUGUUGGGCGAAGGAGCGUACGCGUCGGUGCAAACGUGCAUCAACAUCUACACCGAGCUGGAGUACGCGGUGAAGAUCAUCGACAAAAUACCGGGGCACGCGCGGGCACGCGUUUUCCGCGAGGUGGAAACGUUCCACCACUGCCAGGGCCACCCGAACAUCUUGCAGCUGUUAGAGUUUUUCGAGGACGACGAAAAGUUCUAUCUAGUGUUCGAGAAGAUCAACGGCGGGCCGCUGCUGACGCGCAUCCAGCAGAACGUGUGCUUCUCCGAGUACGACGCAGCCCAGAUCAUUAAGGCGAUCGCGUCCGGGCUGGACUUUCUGCACAAGAAGGGCAUCGCCCACCGGGACCUCAAGCCGGAGAACAUCCUGUGCGUCGAUCCGGACAAGCUGUGUCCGAUCAAGAUUUGUGAUUUUGAUCUCGGAUCCGGCAUCAAGUUCACGACCAACAUCUCGUCACCGACGGCCACACCGCAGCUGCUGACACCGGUCGGUAGUGCCGAAUUCAUGGCACCGGAGGUUGUCGAUCUGUUCGUCGGUGAAUCGAAUUACUACGACAAGCGUUGUGAUCUGUGGUCGUUGGGUGUGAUCGCGUACAUCCUGCUGUGUGGGUAUCCGCCAUUUUCCGGCAACUGCGAGCAGGAUUGUGGGUGGAACCGGGGCGAGAACUGUCGCACCUGCCAGGAGCUGCUGUUCGAGUCGAUCCAGGAGGGCCGGUACUGCUUCCCGGACAGCGAGUGGCUGGAUGUGAGCGAGGAAGCGAAGGAUCUGAUCCGGGGUUUGCUGGUGAAGGAAGCACCGAAGCGGCUGAGUGCUACGGCCGUGCUCCAGCAUCCGUGGAUUCGCAUUAGCGACGAUACGGUGUGCCAUGCCGGUGGUAUCAACUCCAAAGCGAACAAGGAUAAGCAGCGCCGCCGGGUGCUGAAGACGCCAGGUGUAAUUCGACGAAACCAAUCCGCGCUGGAGUUGUCCCACUUUGCCGAAUCGGCGAUGGCCGUCAAGCGGGUCAUAAUGCAGCACUUUUCGAUGCGCUACGACUACAUGGCGAAGGAGCGUCCGAACAUUUAUCAGCCGUCGUACAACGGGAGCGUAGAGCGAGCCCCCCCGGUACAACCCACCGAAGCAACCAAACCGACGUUGGCCGGAGCGGAAGAACGGAUUGCGUCGGAUGAUCCGUUUGUGGCGCGUACGGCGGGAGAACCCAAUGGAGUCUGUGAUGAGGAUGAAAAACGGAAGGAAAACGAUGCGACGAGAGCAUAUGAAACAACAGUUGACGGGAAGGAGGAGCAUUGGCAGGAGAAGAAAGAGCUGGAAAGAUGCAAUAGUAGCAGCUACCAAAACGUUUCCAUCGAACGUGGAGUGGAGAGUGGAGAGAGGUCGGAAGAUGCGGCGAAGGAGGAGGGGGGAUGCGGUGCUGUUGACGCCGUUGCCGUUGUUGGUGAAAACAGCAGCACCGUUGCAGAUGCGCCAGCUGCAACCCCGAGUGUUGUGAAUAGUAUGUCUUCCGGUAUUGAAGGGGCCCUUAUUGCCACCAACAUCACCAUUAACGGCCAUCACGACGAUAGCAGCACCAUCGGCAGCGGUGGUAAGGAUGGCGAUCAGCGAGUGGAACUGUUGCGGCAGGAGCAAGAGCAGCAGCAGGAGCAACAGGAAGAGAUAAAACGUGACGAAGGAUUGCAAAAUUCCGAUCCACCAAAACGAAUUGGUACCGGUGAGUCGUCGGAUGAUGGUGGUGCCCUGGUGGUGGCUGCAGAUAGGAAUGGAAAGCGAUCAUCAGAGGAGGAAGGAGCUGCUUUGGUGGCUCCAGCUCAAUCCCUGUCGUCUUCGUCCCAUUCAUCGCCGGCUCAUGUCGUGUGUGCGAAGGAGAACAUUGCGCCGAAGAAGAGCAGCGGUAGCUGGGACAUUCCGCCCGAGUCGAGUUGGCGAUAUCGCGGUAAUGCAAAUGACCAGCGGCAGCAAAGUCCUGCCACGUACGACUACAACAGUCGCAGCCAGCACGCGUACCCGGCAAAGCAUGCCGCCCAAGGUUUUGGCGCGAGCUACAAGGGUGGCCGCAGUGGUCAUUAUCAUUCGCAUCCGCAACAUUACCAUAACUACCACCACCAGCACCACCACAACAACAACAACAACAACCACUACGGUAACCAUUCGUACUACAAUAACCAUCAUCACAGCAACCACCACUCGCAUCCACCGCUGUCCUCGACGUCAUCAUCGUCGUCCUAUCGACAGAACAAUGGCGCACAUCAGAACCAGCAGCACGCGUCGCAUGGCGGUAAUGGAGGUUAUUACAACCAUCACAACUAUGGCAACACUGUCGUCCGAUGCAUCCGUACGAUGUGUAGCAACACUAACGAGCCCUCCGAGGGCAUCGAUAUUCGUCCGGGACAGAUGAAGCAACCUAGACAGCAGCAGCAGCAACAGCACUAUCCGUACAACAACCACCAUGCUCACCAUGGUGCACCGUCGUCGCAGCAGCUGCAGUCUUCACCUACGCUGUCCUCCUGGCGUACUCAACCGUCGUCGACGUACGCCACCAAACGGUUCAGUGAUGGAACCGAGGACAUCGACAACUAUCGCCACAGCAAUGGCAAUGGCAAUGGCGGUGGUGUUGCUACGAUGCAGCCACACUAUACCAACGGCAAAGUCAGCAACAACACGACUAUCUUUAAUCACCAUCAGUACAAUCGCGGAGGAACCAAUAAUAAUAUUAAUAAUAAUACUAGCAACAUUAGUAGUAACGGAGGCGGAAGUAGUCAUCAUCCGGCGAGGAUGAACAAUGGCAACAGCCAUCAAAGUCAGCAGUACCACCAGAUGUCGCCACCGCAACAGCAGCAGCACCACAAUGGUGGUAUGAUGAACAAUGGUACCAAUCAGUUCUAUCACAAUGGCGGUGGUGGUGCGGGCCAUUACAACUACAACAACCACCAUCAUUAUGGCGCCGGGAUCCAUGGUGGCCAGCAGCAGCAGCAGCAGAAGCAGAAACCGUUGCCAUAUCGUGGGAUGGUGCUAUACCAUCCGCCGCAGUACCAAAAUCAGCGCAAUCCUUCAUCGGCAUCGUGCAAUGGUGGAUUGCAGCGUGUCGUCCAGAACGUCAUCGACGGGAUCGACGGUGUUGUAGGGGCUGCGAAGGCAAGAGCAAGGCGCGGCAGUGCUGGCCAGCAGCAGGCAACGCUAAUACUGCAGGCGCCUCCACCGCCGCCACAUACGCUGGUGUAUCAGAGUAGGAGUAAUAUAAACUGUGAUCCAACAACUAAUACUAUGAAUAGAUAUAAGCUUUAUCAUUCUAACUCGACCACGAUCGUGAGCGCCCUUAAGCGCGAGACGCGCAACAACGGCUACCAGUCGAUGAUGAUCGGUGGAUUCGACGGGCUAAACCUGAACGGACGGCCGGAACUCCCUGGUGGUGGGGAUUACUACCACCAACACCAACACCACCAUCAGCAGCAGCAGCUUCAGCAGCCGGCGGACGAGGGCGAGGAGGCCGAACUGCACCACCAGCGGCAACAGAUGCAGGAACAUCUGGUGCAGCGCAAGGAAGACGAUCCGGACGCGAUCGAGGGUAUCGACGAAGCUGUCUACAGCAGCAGCACAAGCAGCAACACGAGCUGCCACAGUGGCAACAGCGUCAUCAAUGGGAAUGUUUCGACCACGACCGUGGCGGGACUGGGCAACAGCAGCCCAGCCAUCGUAGUGAAGAUGGCGUUGACCGGUGGUCUACCGGUCGGUUUAUCGCCACCGAACGAAAGCCAGCUGAUGCAGCGCCGUUUGUCGCUGAAAUCGCGUAGUCUCUGCCUACCGGCGAUGGAAAACGGAAGCUGUUCCGCCGCGCCGAUAGUGAUUGGAGCGAAAACGCCACCGUCUCCGCUGGCGAUCGAAGAUUUCCAAGAUGGUGUCAGACGCCAGCAACAGCAGCAGCAGCAGCAGCAGGAGCCAUUGUCAUCACCGGAGCAGGACGACGAGGAUCCGCGAGGAGGAGAGCGUACCGUCUUCUCGCCGAUCGUUCACCAUGCUGUUGAUAAACCGAUGGGGGGAUACUACCACUACCCGUACUAUCAUCCCAAUUUCCACGCUGACGAGACAGUCGGAACCAACGCCGUUUCCGGGACGGCGUCAACUCCCAGCCCGUUCACCAUUACCACGCAGAGCGGUUAA